AUGCGUCUGCUAGAUGCCAGAACGCUGGGGCUCGUCGACAUCACCGACGAUCGCGUCCCGCCUUAUGCCAUUCUGUCGCACACCUGGGGCGAUGAGGAAAUCACCAUUCAGCAGCUGCGGCGCCUUGGCGGCUGUUCGCAGAGCACGGCCACCGUCUUGAAAAAGGGCUACGUCAAGAUCGUAGGCGCUGCCCAGCUGGCUGUUAGUCGAGGGCUCGACUACAUUUGGGUAGACACUUGCUGCAUCGACAAGACCAGCAGCGCCGAGCUGUCUGAGGCCAUCAACUCCAUGUAUCUCUGGUACGAAAAGUCUGCCGAGUGCUACGCCUACCUCGCCGACGUCGAACCAGUCGCCGCUGCUGCGGAUGCUGGUGAGUUCCACGACAGCCUGCGCCGCAGUCGCUGGUUCACAAGAGGAUGGACGCUCCAAGAGCUUAUUGCCCCAAAGAUUGUCCUCUUUUACGCCAAGGAUUGGAGCUUUCUAGGACAGAAACAUGACCCGCCUGAAUUCGCAGAGGCGAUUAGCGAAAUCACCAACAUUGACGAAAAUGUCUUGAAUGGCAGGAUAGACCCUCUCCAGCUGAGCGUGUCUGCUCGCAUGGCUUGGGCAUCCCAUAGGAAUACCACGAGGCUCGAGGACACUGCGUAUUGCUUGAUGGGUUUGUUUCAAGUCAACAUGCCCCUUUUGUACGGCGAAGGGCGCCGUGCAUUUACACGCCUUCAAGAGGAAAUCAUACAACGCACUGACGACCAGUCCAUAUUCGCCUGGAAUUCCUUUGAUGACCAAGACGAAGAUCCGGAUGCUCUUUUUGGCUUGCUCGCGCAAUCCCCUGCCCAGUUCAAGCUUGCCGGCUCCUUGCAGGUUCUGCCGCCUUUGCCUGUGUAUGCAAGUGCGCCGUCGGCUAUGACGAACCAGGGUCUCCGCGUGCAGCUAUAUGUCCAGCAGCAG
Trichoderma virens Gv29-8 is the source of this 948-nucleotide messenger RNA. RefSeq lists its product as uncharacterized. The annotation marks the transcript as partial. The record is from RefSeq and is a predicted model, not a curated record. NCBI's taxonomy places the organism in Eukaryota, Fungi, Ascomycota, Sordariomycetes, Hypocreales, Hypocreaceae. The transcript is spliced from 2 exons.